This is a messenger RNA of Iphiclides podalirius (scarce swallowtail), 297 nucleotides long. Lineage: Eukaryota; Metazoa; Arthropoda; Insecta; Lepidoptera; Papilionidae. The record is from the annotation of a GenBank genome assembly.
AUGCGCGAAACAAUGUACGCGAUUAUUGUGUCAGUGUUAGUGAGUGUUGUUUGUGCUGAUCUAAACUCAACGGAUGACGAAGUGCUUUCGGGCUCCCGUAUGUCCUGGAUGAAGGGGCUAAUGGACCAUCACGAUUGGCUAGAGGUGCUCGAUGCCAAUUUGACCCUGCCCCCGAAGUGUGCGUCAGACCUUCGAGAGUACGUGGUAGCUCUAAACAAAGGGCAGCUAUGGGCCUCAAAAAGAAAUCCUUUAUGGAUCCCCCCUGCCAAUGGAUCGGGGGAGUGGCAGGGGGUUGCC